Messenger RNA from Pochonia chlamydosporia 170, 1329 nucleotides. RefSeq names its product glucan 1,3-beta-glucosidase. Gene Ontology annotation, biological process: carbohydrate metabolic process; cell wall organization. The coding region runs from base 1 to 1329 and encodes 442 amino acids. The record is from RefSeq and is a predicted model, not a curated record. Lineage: Eukaryota; Fungi; Ascomycota; Sordariomycetes; Hypocreales; Clavicipitaceae. Gene Ontology annotation, molecular function: 1,3-beta-glucanosyltransferase activity; glucan endo-1,3-beta-D-glucosidase activity. Gene Ontology annotation, cellular component: fungal-type cell wall; cell surface; extracellular region. The transcript has a single exon.
AUGCCCUCCCGCCUCCUCACCUUGGCUACCGCCGUCUCUGGCGCUGCCGCUGCCUUCCAAGGCUUCAACUACGGUUCUACCUUCACCGACGGCAGACCAAAGUCGCAGACCGACUUUGAGAAUGAAUUCAAGACGGCGGCCGGCCUAGAAGGCACCAACGGCGGCUUCACCAGCGCUCGUCUGUACACCAUGGUUCAAGGCGGCACCGGCAGCGAUCCCAUCUCUGCUAUCCCGGCUGCCAUCAAGACCAAGACCAGCCUGCUUCUUGGUCUCUGGGCCUCUGCCGGCCAGGCCUCAUUCAACAAUGAACUCUCUGCCCUGAAGAAGACCAUCGACUCAUACUGCGGUCAGUUGGACGGCCUCGUGGCCGGCAUCUCAGUCGGUUCAGAAGACUUGUACCGUAUCUCACCCAUCGGUCAGGCUGCUUCACCUGACCCCGGUGCCUCCCCCACCCAACUGGUAAACUACAUCAAGGAAGUGCGCAAUACCCUCAAGGGUUCGUGCCUGGAGAAGACCCCCAUUGGCCACGUCGACACCUGGACCGCCUACGUCAACGAGACGAACAAGCCUGUCAUCGAUGCCAUUGACUUUAUUGGCAUGGACGCCUACCCGUACUAUGAAAACACCAAGCCCAACGGCCUGGAGAAUGCCGUCAAGCUCUUCCAGGCUGCUAUCGACAACACCAAGAGCACAUCGGGCGGCAAGCCCAUCUGGAUCACCGAGACUGGCUGGCCUACCAGCGGUCCCAAGGACGGCUCUGCAGUCCCCGGCCUUGACGCUGCACAGACUUUCUGGCGCGAAGUCGGCUGCCCUAUGUUUGGUGUCACGAAUGUCUGGUGGUUUACUUUCCAGGAUGGCGCUCCUACUGUUCCCAGCCCUGCGUUUGGCGUCAUUGGCUCUACGUUGACAACCAAGCCUUUGUAUGAUCUUUCUUGCGAUGGAUACAAGAACAAGCCUUCUACCAGCCAGCCUGUGAGCUCCAAGACGUCGGCUCAGAGCCAGGAUCCUCCUGCCACUUCUCAGACCCAGAAGCCAACUACUUCUGUGCCUGUUGUAUCCCAGCCCACCACCCAGUCUACCACCCAGGAGACUGAAGCACCCGGCAACACUACACAGGGCCAAUCUACCGCCGCGCCAGUAACUACCCUGAGCACCGGCACGGGUGGUGGUGGUGUCGUCAGCACCAUCAAUGGCGGUACCACGUUCAUUCCUCCCGGUACUUCUACCGGAACCGGCAGCCAGCCUACUGUUCCUCCCAACGCGGGUAGCAAGCUGAAUGCUUUUGCCGGUGUUGCGGCCGGUGUGGUCAUGGCUGUUGCUGCUUUGUAA